Molecule: messenger RNA, 723 nt
Organism: Abrus precatorius (Indian licorice)
Lineage: Eukaryota; Viridiplantae; Streptophyta; Magnoliopsida; Fabales; Fabaceae
Exons: 3
Coding region: 1-723 (240 amino acids)
Biological process (GO): base-excision repair
Cellular component (GO): nucleus
Molecular function (GO): phosphoric diester hydrolase activity; DNA-(apurinic or apyrimidinic site) endonuclease activity; double-stranded DNA 3'-5' DNA exonuclease activity
Source: RefSeq, a predicted model, not a curated record
AUGGCUGCUAUAGAUUGUGAUGAUGAUAUAAUGGCGUCGAGAUUACUAGACAUUGAUAAGAAGGUUGGUUUGGUUGUAUAUGGAAAUCAUGAGCAGGUUCGAGAGAAAUUGAUUGAGAUGGAGAUUGACUCAUUUAAUUGUCGAGGGCUGGGGAGCGAGGUAAAGCAAAAGAAGGUUUGUGAGAUUGUUCGCUCUGAAGGUCUGGAGUUCUUAGCGAUUCAGGAAACAAAACUUGAGACAUGUAAUAGUAAUUUAUGUGCGCAUUUGUGGGGUUCUGUGGAUUUUGAUCGGUGUACCUUGCCCUCCAUUGGCAGAAGCGGGGGUAUGCUUUUACUUUGGAAUACUUCCAAAAGUCAAAUACUUUUCUCCUUUUCUGGUACUGGGUUCCUGGGUGUUUGCUUGCAAGUAUUAACUACUGAAAACCUAUGCGUUAUGGUGAAUGUCUAUGCAUCGUGUAGACUAAGUGAGAAGAGAAAUUUAUGGGAAGAUUUGCUCAUGACAAGAAGAAGUUUUGACAAAUUUAUGUGGUGUAUAUUGGGUGACUUCAAUGCUGUGAGACAGGUUCUAAGCAGAGAUGUGUCUAAUUAUUGUCCUAUUAUUCUUAAGCACAAAGUGGUUAACUGGGGUUCGAAACCGUUUCGAUUUAACAAUUGUUGGCUGACUUAUAAAGGAGUUGUGAAGGUGGUGGAGGAAGCGUGGAAAAGAGAUAUUACCCUCCCAUAG